GACAUUCUGUUCGCAAUCGGGCUUUCUUGUUAUUCCACAUUCUCUGGAGCCGUUGGGAAGGGAAAAUACAUUGGAGUACUAAUCUGAACUAAACACAGCAAUAGAUAGCAUUUUGGCAAUCAAUUUUAAAUUUCGAAAAAGUGUUUAUAUCGAAGUUAACACGCUUUGGAUUUCUUUUACUUACUUCACGGAUGCUCAUCACUUAAUUUUGAUCUCCGAAGUUUCGCUGAAAAGAUGGCCAUGAAAUCUCGUGUUUUCCAGUACUAUUUGGACAAUUUUUUCAAAUUUCCAAAAGAAUUAAAAAAUGAUAUAGUUUAUUGUCAGCGCUCAUUAAAGGCUCAUCUUAAAGUGCACCAGAUGGUGAUUGACGUAUUUGAACAGGAGGAAAAUGCAGAUCCUGCUCAAAAACAACGUAUUUUGGAUGAAAUUGAAUCGGAAAUUUACGAAAUAAAUGCCGAGCAGCAUUUCUUGUUUUUACGAGUGCGUCGAAUAGUUGACGAAUUUAAAAAAAUGUUAAAUAGAAAUGAUGUUUUAAUCGAUUAUGAAGCAAUUAAUUCUAUGAUAUCUAAAUCUGUAGUUCCAAGAAUAAAUGAUACGACAAUUGAAAUAUUACCCGUAUCAGUCCUAUAUAGAAAUACAGAACAAAAAUUAAUCGAAAAAUACUUCGAGAUACAAAAAGAAAAGAUCGUUUAUGAAAUUGAAGAUUCUGAUGAAGACACCAAUUUAAUUUCUCCCACUAAUGAAAAGAUGGAUACGGAAUGGGAUAUAAAUGAACCUAAGCAUAACGUAUUCGAUGUAAAUCAAACAAUGGAAGGUACAUAUUCAUAUCAAGGUUCUCUCGGAAUGUCAAGCAGUUUGUCGCAAAUGUCUUUAUUAAAACCAAUUUCGCAAAGGCUGAUAGGCAAUUUUGGAAAUGUUUCCAGUGAAGGAUUUCCUGACGCGUCCAAGUUCCUUCAAAUGCAUCUCGUCGAAGAAAAGGGUAGCGAUGAACCACCGAAAGACUUUGAAGUGCCUGUAGAAAUUAAAGAUGAACCUGUAAUAGAUUUUCCCGUAUCUAAAAACGUUAAAAUUAGUCGCUUAAAUUUGAGGCAAGCUCUCAAUAAAGCGCGGACUGAAAAUAUGGCUGCAAAGACGACGGCUAACGUGUUUGGGCGCUCUAUUGCCCCUACUAUAUCAGAAGUUGAGCCCAAGAUUUCUAAUGAAGCAGUAAUACAUUCUGCAAAAAAAUAUGAAAUUAGAACAAGGUCAGCCAGAAAUGCCAGCAGUGCAGUCUUGGUUGAAAAUGCCUCUGAAAUAAAUUCAUCUUCUGAUGAUUCUAAUCCGGAACAUCUUCCAGUCCCUCAACCUCAUAAAAGCUUCUCUGAACCAGGUGAAGAACGCACUCUACCUCUGCAUUAUGGACAAGAAAUGUUCUUACGUAUCUUUCAACUUUAUACUCCUACUGUACUGGUCCAAAUGCAACAACGGAGGUCAAAACGUAAACGUCGUACUGUAUACAAUAAUGAAAGAGCUGAUUUUCAUUACGGACGUAUUGAGUAUGGUAGCUAUCCACCUCCAGAAAAGAAGCGAAAAACAUUUUUGCUCUCACCUCAAGUAAAACGUGUCUUACAGUCGAAACGACCGAAACGGGUUGUUGUUGAGAAGAAUGAAACUACAUCACUAUCGCGUUCCAGUUCAAGUUCCCCAGAUGAAAAACGGCGUUGCAAUGAGUGCUUUAAAAGUGAUGAUUGUUUUGAUAUGUGUUCUGAAUGUAACGGAUAUUACCAUCAAAUGUGUCAUAUUGAGGAGACUGCAGAAAUAUCUGGUCAUAAAUCUGAUUUAGUUUCGAAGAAGAAUCUUCCAAAAUUAUGUCCUGCCUGUAAACGUCAAAAUGCAAGCAUUUUUAACAAAGUAGAUGAACUGCAGAGCGUUGCACAGGAGUUGGAAAAAAAACUCGCUCAAGAAAAGAAUCGACGAGCCAGCCUGCAACAUGAGAGCAAAAUGUACAAAUUACAAAUGCGAAAUUUAUUCAAUAUUGUUAAUACUAUUAAAAGUGAUCAGGAGAAUGACAGUUCUGGAUAGUAACUUAAUUAAUUUCAAAAGAAAAUUAUAUUUUCUUACCAUUCUAUAAAUAAGUUUCGUUUCCAUGAUUAUUAUGUUAAUUGAAAUAUAACAUUAUUUUUUAUAUUUGAUAUAUCUCAGAAUUUCAUAUUUACAAAAUUUAAAUAUAGUUUUUUUUUUAUACUUAUUUACAUAUAUUAGGGCUGUAAAAAUUAUAAUCAAAUUACUAUUAUAUGCAAUAAUGCCAUCUUAAUUAACGCCUAUCUACAUUACAAAUUUCAAUUAUUAAGAUAAACAUGUUGAAAGUUGAUUCACUUUAGAGUUUCGCUUUGUUCUAAAAAGGUUUCGCGCUAAUAUCAUCUUUAAAAUAAUUCAAAGCAAAUUUUAAGUGAAGCAAUUUGAAUAAUGUAUAUCACUUAAAAUUGUUUAAUUAAUUAAAGUGUCCCAUCAACUACAUAUU
Ceratitis capitata (Mediterranean fruit fly) is the source of this 2500-nucleotide messenger RNA. RefSeq lists its product as uncharacterized. NCBI's taxonomy places the organism in Eukaryota, Metazoa, Arthropoda, Insecta, Diptera, Tephritidae. The transcript is spliced from 6 exons. The coding region runs from base 235 to 2061 and encodes 608 amino acids. The record is from RefSeq and is a predicted model, not a curated record.